Messenger RNA from Carlito syrichta (Philippine tarsier), 1221 nucleotides. RefSeq names its product cell division cycle associated 8 (gene CDCA8). Gene Ontology annotation, cellular component: spindle midzone; chromosome passenger complex; chromosome, centromeric region. NCBI's taxonomy places the organism in Eukaryota, Metazoa, Chordata, Mammalia, Primates, Tarsiidae. The record is from RefSeq and is a predicted model, not a curated record. The transcript has 10 exons. Bases 74 to 916 code for a protein of 280 amino acids. Gene Ontology annotation, biological process: mitotic sister chromatid segregation.
UACCAGUCACCCCACCUCGCUCCCACGCGGCUCCUGUUUUUCCUCCGCUCCCCGCAAUCUCCACCGAAGCGCCAUGGCCCCUAGGAAAGGUAGCAAUCGUGUGGCCAAGACCAACUCCUUACGGAGCCGGAAGCUGGCCUCCUUCCUUAAAGACUUCGACCGUGAAGUGGAAAUACGAACCAAGCAAAUUGAGUCAGACAGACAGAACCUGCUCAAGGAGGUGGAUAACCUCUACAACAUCGAGAUCCUGCGGCUUCCUAAGGCUCUGCGCGAGAUGAACUGGCUCGACUACUUCGCCCUUGGAGGAAACAAGCAGGCCCUCGAAGAGGCAGCAACAGCUGACCUGGAUAUCACUGAAAUAAAUAAACUAACAGCAGAAGCUAUUCAGACACCUUUGAAAUCAGCUAAAACACGAAAAGUAAUAGAAGUGGAUGAAAUGAUAGUGGAAGAGGAAGAGGAAGAAGAAAAUAACCAUAAGAAUCUUCGCACUGCAAGAGUCAAAAGGUGUCCUCCAUCCAGGAAGAGAACCCAGUCUGUACAAGGAAAAGGCAAAAGGAAAAGGUCAAGCCGAAGUAACAUGGUUACCCCAGCUGUGGGCCGCUUGGAAGUAUCUCUGGUGAAACCAACUCCAGGCCUGACACCCAGAUUUGACUCGAGGAUCUUCAAGACCCCUGGCCUGCGUACUCCAGCCACAGGAGAGCGGAUUUACAGCAUCUCAGGGAAUGGCAGCCCUCUUGCUGACAGCAAAGAGGUCUUUAUCACUGUGCCAGUGGGCGGUGGAGAGAGUAUGCGAUUAUUGGCCAGUGACUUGCAGAGGCUCAAUAUCACACAACUGGAUCCAGAGGCCUUGGGAAACAUUAAGAAGCUCUCCAGCCGUCUUGCUCAAGUCUGCAACAACAUACGGGCCCAAAAAUGAGAAGCCAACAUUGAUGGAAUAGACUUUGAAUGGGCACUUCUGGGACCCUGAAGAGACAUCUUCCCUUCAGGCUUAGUGUUUUGUUUGAGUAUGAAUUUCAAGAGUAGGGGGCUGUGUUCCUCCUGGGGAAUUCAAGAGCAGGGAGGCACACUGUUCCUAUACCAUUUAGGUAAAGCUUUACUGUUCAACCUCCCAACCCAGGUGACCCCAGCCACUGCCUGCUGUGUUCAUGCAGUGGAAACUUCCUGUCAUUCUCCCAGCUGAAUUCUCCUGCUCUCCGAGCUGCUGCCUGCCUCCUGUAACUC